This is a messenger RNA of Eimeria tenella, 1347 nucleotides long. Its product is annotated as iron-sulfur cluster assembly accessory protein, putative. Bases 1 to 1347 code for a protein of 448 amino acids. Gene Ontology annotation, biological process: iron-sulfur cluster assembly. The record is from RefSeq and is a predicted model, not a curated record. The transcript has a single exon. Lineage: Eukaryota; Apicomplexa; Conoidasida; Eucoccidiorida; Eimeriidae. Gene Ontology annotation, cellular component: mitochondrion; cytoplasm. Gene Ontology annotation, molecular function: 2 iron, 2 sulfur cluster binding.
AUGCUUGGCGGCAAGGGCUUUGCUGCAGUUGCUGCUAGGAGCUGCUGCCUCUGCAGCAGCCCCCAGGCGCAACAGCGCCCAGCAGCAGCAGCGACAGCAGCAGCAGCAACAGCAGCAGCAGCAGACCCCUACAGCUGUGUGUCGUGGAGGAGAGGCACCAGGUGCUUUGCGAGGGCAUGUGGCGACCAGACGCGGCGCUUGCACCUCGCAGGUAGCCCCGCUGGAGCAGCAGCAGCAGCAGCAGCAGCGAAAGCUGCAGCAGCAGCAGCACCUACAGCAGCAAGAAUAGCAGCAGCCCUUGGCAGCUGCCCAGGGAAAGCCCGCAGGCUUGCGGCUUCGCCUCUCUACAGCAAACUGCCGUGGCCUGCUGCACCCGCCCCAGAGGCCCAAUAUGCCUCUUCUGCAUUUCAAGUUAUUUCUACUAAGUCCAGAGACGGGCAGUUAAAUAGACAAAUGAGGGCCAUGCAUGGGCCCCCAGCAGGUGAUAGCCCACAGGGGGCCCCCGAGGAGCGGCCAGUGCCGGGGCACAGCAGCAGCAGCAGCAGCAGCGGGAACAGCAGCACCAGCAUGGACAGCAGCAGCAGCAGGGACAGCAGCAGCAGCAGGGACAGCAGCAGCAGCAGGGACAGCAGCAGCAGCAGGGAUAGCAGCAGCAGCGGUGGGGCUGCCUUAGACUUUGCCGAGGUGUAUAUGCCUCGGCGUUCUCCUGGGGAGCAGUCAGCAGCAGCAGCAGCAGCAGCAGCAAAGCUGGCUUUGUACCCUACCUCGGGGCGUGGGGUGUCUAGACAGGCCACACAGAGCGAAGGCGCAGCAGCAGAUUCGGGGGGCCCCAGGGGCCCCCGAGAUCGCCAGAGGCCCCCACUUUUGUCUGCAACAGAUGCUGCUGUUGCUCGCAUCAAGGAACUGGUGCAGCAGUACAACGAGCAGCUGCAGCAGCAGCAGAAACAGGGGGCCCCUUUGCCCAAGGCUUCGGGGAUCCGCAUUGCUCUGCGGCGCCAGGGCUGCAGCGGAAUGGCCUAUGAUGUCACACUCUACACAGAGGGGCCCCCCUUGAGCAGCAGCAGCAGCAGCCCCAGCAGCGCAGCUGGUGCUGCAGGCGCUGCUGAGGGGCCCCCGGUGGCCCCCCGGGCUGCUGCGGGGGGCCCCCGCUCCCGCAAGGGCAAGGACUGGGGGAAAGACGAAGUGGUUAAAGUUGGGGGAGUUGAAAUUCGAGUUGCUGCUGAUGCAGUUAUGAUGCUGGUGGGGACUCAGGUUGAUUUCGUUGAUGAAGAUGUACAGACUGGCUUUGUUUUCAACAACCCCAACCAGAAACAGUCUUGCGGCUGCGGGAAGAGCUUCAUGGUAUAG